UCCAAGACGCCCUUAAGCAUCCGCUCUUGGGGCUUGAGAAGGCUUGGGAGGCACCGGUCUCACCUUGGAGCCGGCGUCCCAGUCUGACGGCCGGUCGAUUGCAGGAUGCGUGUCCCGCAGGUGUAGAUGCCUUCGCUCUGGGCACUUAGUUGAGUUUGCCCGGUGAAGAUCUAUCGGAUGCUACCGGAAUCUGAUGUGGUUGAAUGUGGUUGCGUUAUUUUUCCAGUUUAGCAUAUUGUGUGAACUCAGGCUGGUUGGCCGCUACCUAACUCAGUAUAUUGCACAAACUUAGAAAAUGGAUUGACAGGACAACUGGAUAAGGCUUGUCUGAAUGCAGCCAAUUAAUCAUUGGUUUAAAUUAAAUGUGGGAAGAAUUGACUUAGAAGCCCCUGUUUCCUUUGCUGCGAGGCUAGAGAAGAAUGGGAUGGCAACCAGUUGAUAUUAGGAGUUUGUUGAUAAGUCAGUUCUGGUCUCCUCUGUUGGCCUUACUCCUGAGGAAGCCUGCUGCAUUGCUUCAGAAAUCCAGGUGGCCCUUGAAACAGGAAGCCGACUGAGAUGCUGACCUCAACUCAAGUUUUGGUGAUCAAAGAGAAGACCUUUUCUUCUUUCUGUGGGCUUAAAUUGGAUUAACAGAGGACAUUAAUGAUGAAGCUGACCUGCAUGUUUUCCUUCAUCCUUCUGUUUGGAGCAGCUGGGCUUCUCGUUUUCAUCCACCUGCAGGAUCCAGAAGAAGUUGUACACCAGCAAGUCCCAGGAAUGAGAUAUGGCAGGGGAUCUCAGGAAGCUAAAAGAGAAGGCGCAUCGAGCAACGAUCAGGCAAAUGGAGAGGACUCCUUUCUGAUGGCAAACCAGCGGGCCUCUUUACACCCCGUGCGAGAUGAGUCCGUGAAGCCUCGAAGCUCAGGCCAGGCCCAGAAGGCUUUAGGCGGGAUUCAAGACCGACAGCGGAAAGGUCCAGGUGCGAAUUCUGCCUAUCAGCGAAAGAGGAAAUUUGUCCUGAGAAGAAGCCCCCUCCGGAUUGCAAUUAAUGCCUCCUUCCACAGCCUGCCCCUCCUGAAAGCUGAGGCGAAAGAGGAGCUGAAGUGGAGGAGUCUCUACGAGGUCCAGAGAGAGAGAAAACGCAUCAUGAGAGACACGUGCUCCAAGUACAAGAGUAACAACAAAAGAGUCAUCACCCCUUAUCAUGUUUCCAGGAUAUUUGUCGAAGAUAAAUAUCGAAUUUUAUAUUGUGAAGUCCCGAAAGCCGGCUGUUCCAACUGGAAGAGAGUGCUCAUGGUUCUUAAUGGACUGGCCUCCUCAACCAGGGUUAUUCAGCACAAUACUGUGCAUUAUGGGAAUUAUCUGAAGAAGCUGGAUGGUUUUGAUCACAAAGGGAUCAACUACAGGCUCAGUACUUACACUAAGAUGCUCUUUGUUCGUGAACCUUUUGAGAAGUUAGUGUCGGCAUUUCGAGACAAGUUUGAGCAUCCCAACAAUUAUUACCACCCCGUCUUUGGCAGGCCCAUUAUUUCAAAGUAUCGCCCCAAUGCCACCAAGGAGGCCCUGAGGACAGGCUCUGGGGUAGAGUUCAAAGAGUUUGUUCAAUAUCUUCUCGAUGUGCACCGGCCGAUUGGCAUGGACAUCCACUGGGAUCACAUCAACAGGCUGUGUAGUCCUUGCUUAGUGGACUAUGACUUCAUUGGGAAAUUUGAAACCAUGGAAGAAGAUGCUAACUUUUUCCUCCAUUUGAUAAAUGCUCCACAGAAUUUGACUUUCCCUAGGUUUAAAGACAGACAUUCCAACGAAGAGAGGACAACCACUCAGAUCACACAACAAUAUUUUACACGGCUUUCUCCUUCUCAAAGGCAGCGUAGUUAUGAUUUCUAUUAUAUGGAUUAUCUGAUGUUUAAUUACUCAAAGCCUUUUGAGGACCUUUAUUAAGUGGAGGUGAGCUUUUGGUUGCAGCCUCGUGGAGCUCCUCCUAUGCAAUUUUGUGGAACAGACGUUUAUACAAAUACAUAAGCUUCAUGAAUGAGUUUCAUUACACCAGAAGGUUAAAUUACUUGAUCUGUCAUUCAUGUUCCAUCAAUCUCCAGUUCUCCCAUGGGUGUCUGUAUGAGGUUGGCAAAGUGGGAAGGCCGAUAAAGUACAGUUUGUCUCA
Messenger RNA from Crotalus tigris (Tiger rattlesnake), 2140 nucleotides. It is a transcript of the gene CHST8, whose product is annotated as carbohydrate sulfotransferase 8. Gene Ontology annotation, cellular component: membrane. Gene Ontology annotation, biological process: carbohydrate biosynthetic process; proteoglycan biosynthetic process. The transcript has 4 exons. Bases 643 to 1920 code for a protein of 425 amino acids. The record is from RefSeq and is a predicted model, not a curated record. Gene Ontology annotation, molecular function: sulfotransferase activity. Lineage: Eukaryota; Metazoa; Chordata; Lepidosauria; Squamata; Viperidae.